CUUGAUAGCUCCAAACAAGGGAGGGGGUGGACUUUUCCUUUCCUUUUUUUUUUUGUAUCAUAAAUAUGUUAUCACGCAGUAUUCGAGCUCUAUCUAAAAGCUCAAAAAUCAACGCUGUAAAAUCAAUAGCAUCAUAUCAUCAAUCUACCCCUCGCUUCAAAAAGACUGCCGAGUUGGAAGUUAGCAACACACCUUUUGAUAAGUUUGCUCAAGGUGUCCAUGUCAUCAAAUCUACUUUAUUAAAUGCACCACCAUUACGCGGUAUGACCCGACCCAAUAUUGAAUUGCUUCCAUUUACGGGCAAAGCUACCAACUGGGAGCAAUCUGUCAAAGAAGCACAGAGUCUUGUCAAUUCAGCAGACCAAGAACGUAUCUUUGAUCCUGUCAAAUUGAUAGGCAAAGACUUAUGGGAGCUAAAGGGCAAUAUCACACAACUUUUAGGUUCGGGUCAUCCUUUUAUUCAGACAAUUGGUAAGCAUUAUCUUGAGGGUGAUACCAAUCGUAUUCGGCCCUUGCUCGUCUUAUUGAUGGCCAAAGCAACUUGUACAGCACCUAAAAAAUCACAAAACCAACAUGAUUUCGACAUAUUACCUACCCAAAGACGACUAGCAGAAAUCUCUGAAAUGAUCUAUACCUCUUCAUUGCUUCAUUACGAUGUGAUUGAUAGUGCAGAACAGAUAACACGACCAGGAUUUGGUAAUAAAUUGGCAGUGCUUGGUGGUGAUUUCUUACUUGCUCGUGCUUCACUUGCACUAUCUCAACUAAAGAAUCCAGAGUGUAUUGAAUUAAUGGCCACAUGUAUUGCUAAUUUGGUUGAAGCUGAAUUUAUGCAACUCCAAGACCCUCAAGAAAAGAGCCCAGAUCAAAAGAAGGCAUUUGAAUAUUAUCUUAACAAAAUAUAUAUGCAGACUGGGAGUUUGAUUGCUCAGAGUUGUAAGGCUGCUUCAGUAUUAGGCGAAUGUUCAAAUGAGACUGCGUUGAUUGCCUAUGAUUAUGGCAAGCAUUUAGGCAUUGCUAUGCAGUUGAUUGACGAUCUUCGUGAAUUUUCACAAAUGGCUGCCAAAAUAGGUAAACUAAAAAUAACAACGCCCGUUUUGCUUGCUUGGGAAGAAUUUCCCGAACUGGGACCAUUUAUUGAGCGAGGAUUUAAGCAGGAAGGCGAUGCAGAGCAGGCUCGCGUCUUGAUCUAUAAGAGUAGUGCAUUAAAACAAACACUUGCCUUAGCCAAUCAACAUAUAGAAUCAGCCAUUUCGACAAUAGAAAAACUACCACCUUCAGACUCACAAUCAGCACUCAUUCAACUUGCUAGAAAUUUGCCUACUAGAAAAGAAUAAUAUAGACUCUUUUUUCUUUUUGCAUCAAUAAACCUGCAUGUUCUUAUAUGGCCAAUAAGAAUCUUUUUCUCCAUAAAUAGAAGUCUUAUAAGGCUGGUUUUUUUUUCUUGUUUCUGACAAGA
Gilbertella persicaria is the source of this 1456-nucleotide messenger RNA. RefSeq names its product isoprenoid synthase domain-containing protein. Bases 66 to 1334 code for a protein of 422 amino acids. The transcript has 3 exons. Gene Ontology annotation, biological process: ubiquinone biosynthetic process; isoprenoid biosynthetic process. The record is from RefSeq and is a predicted model, not a curated record. NCBI's taxonomy places the organism in Eukaryota, Fungi, Mucoromycota, Mucoromycetes, Mucorales, Choanephoraceae. Gene Ontology annotation, molecular function: prenyltransferase activity. Gene Ontology annotation, cellular component: transferase complex.